This is a messenger RNA of Amborella trichopoda, 2255 nucleotides long. RefSeq lists its product as uncharacterized. The record is from RefSeq and is a predicted model, not a curated record. NCBI's taxonomy places the organism in Eukaryota, Viridiplantae, Streptophyta, Magnoliopsida, Amborellales, Amborellaceae.
UUGUCCUCUCUCUUCUCUGUAAAUCUGUUUCUCUCUCCUCUUUCUUUUUCUCUAGGGUUUUCUCUCUGAUCGCUCGCAUUUCGCCUGGAGGGAGGUCCAGAUCCGUUUCCGCCUCUUCGAGCGCUUUCAUUUUAGCCCAUUUUCUCUCACUUCUGUUGAUUCUGGCGCCGCCCUGAAAAACCUUGAUUUCUUGCCUCCUCUCGUCGUUUCAGAGGCCGGCGAUCUUCGUCUCAGGCUGUAAUGUCAGGCUAUGGAGGCUUCCUGAACAGGGAUAGAAGAACCAAAAGUGGCACAUGGGAAUAACGGCAACUUAAAGGACUACUAUACGAUAUAUGCCUAUUUGGAUGCUCUCACUAAAUUGAAUGGCAGUAACCUGGCUGCGAAAACUGUGCUCUUUUCGCUCAUAUGGACAUUUACUGGUUUACAAGGCUGAUCUCUGGAUGUGUAUAUAGGGUUUCAAUUCCUGAAACUUCCAGGGGACAUGUGACCAUUGCAUGAGUAGAAGUGAGCAUUUAAUCUGAUAUCAGCAGGUUAUACUUCUUUUGGAAGGUCUAUGAUCAAUUCUAUCCCCUGAUCCAAUUGGGGGCAACCAAAGAUUUAAGUAACAUAUUUUGUUUUUGGAAAGAAAAGCAGAGAAAAACCCAGUAAAAGCUCCAGAGAGAGAAGCUUAUUUGGGAUUUUGAGGGGCAGAGAGAGAGAGACACACGUUAUUGCACUCCUGCAAGAGAGGGACAGAGGGAGGGUUUGUAGGGGUUUAUUGUGCAUCCAUGCUGGAAGAGAGCAUGCGUGGAAUCCGAGCUUCGGGUGAUGCCCCUGACCAGCCAAGUCGCCGAUGCUUUCGGUGCUGUUACCAUCUCUCUAGUCAUCCUCUUCAUUCUUCUUGGCUUCUUUUGCAUUCUCCGUUUAUUACACUUCCAUGCUCGUAUAAGAAGGCGAAGCACACCUCAACUCUGCUAUUUUAGCGGCCCUUGGUUUGUCCGUCUCUCUCUCAUCCUUUUCUUUCUCUUGUGGUCGCUUGGAGAGGUACUUCGACUGAGCCUGCUAAGAAAGAGGAGCAAGUUUCUUUCUCUAAGCCUCAAAUGGCAGGAAGAUUUAUGCAAGAUCUACCUAAUUUCAAACCUGGGUUUCUCGGAACCAUGCCUGUUUCUCUCUCUAGUCCUCCUCCUCCACGCUUCUCUUCAAAGGCAAGACUCAGGAACAUUAAGCCGGCAAUGGAACCGAAAAACCAUGGCUUACAUCUUCCUCUUUUGCUUGCCUGCCUUUCUUUCUCAGCUGGUCGUAGUUUUAAUUGGACCCAGGUUUAAUACAUCUUACAAAAAUGAGGGAAUAUACUCAGAGAACAUCCCCAAAUACUUUACUUCUGCAAUUUUCAGAGCUCCGUGGAAUCAGGCUAUGGUUCUUUGUGCCUACCCUUUAUUGAGCACGAUUCUGCUCGGCCUUUUUGCUUCUAUCUUAGUUGGAUACUUUCUCUAUUUGGCUGCGAAGAUGGUGACCUUGGUUAUUAACAGGGGCCUACAGAAGAGGAUCUAUUAUCUGAUUUUCUCCCUCUUGGGUCUUCUUCCUCUCCGUAUCCUGCUUCUUGGGUUCUCUGUUUUAUCCCACCCAGGAGAGCUGGCCUUUGAAAUUCUUGUUUUCUUAGCCUUCUUAGUGCUGCUAAUUUGUGCCGGAGUUGGGGCCUCUAUACUUGUCUAUUGCCCUGUCUCCGAUUCGUUGGCGGUGAGGGGUGCUCUCUCUCUAGACAUGGGGGUGAGGAGUGCUCUCUCUCUUGAAAUCAGUAGAGAGAUGGAAGAUGAUAACACUUCCCUUAUCGCGAGCCAGGCAUUGAUCGAGGCAAGCCCGAACAGAAACUCUGAUGCUUCAACAAAGGGGGGUUCGAUCUCUUUUAGAACAAUGGUUAGAGAUGCAGAGGGUUCAUCACCUGGUUCUCCUCCACUGCCAGGAAGGCCGAUGAUGGUUGUUCCCUUGCAAGAAUUUGUAGCAUCGAGAGGUCAGAGGCUUCCGUACCCUUAUUUGAGUGAUGUUUGAUACACGAAUGUUCCAUACUAUAUUUGCUCUCCAUGCUUGUAAUAGAAACAGUGGUUUGGGUUCUGGCUUCUUUCUCUCUGGGCCCUUUUUCUUUGAAAUGAAGAUGUUGCAGAGUAGUGUUUUGUAGGAUUAUAUUAGUUUAGGGGGAAGUGGUUGAUGCGGUGAGUCAUGUAAAGAGGGUGUGAAUUAAUAAUGUUUAUGGUCUUUUAAGAAAGAGAAAACUUUGAAGA